ACAACAUUGCUUCUUGCAAUUCUACUCUGUCCUGGUUUGCCUGAUCAGACUGGAAUUUGCCGUUUCCCACCCGAAAAUAACAUUUUGGGUGUGUAUGUGUUAGUUUUGUUGGUGUCCUGAACAAAACAAUAAAAAUGCAGCUUCACAUAUCUCCCAGCCUGAGGCAUGUGACGGUGUUUCCGGGAAAAGGAGUGAGGGAAUUCAUCAAGGUGAAAGUUGGAUUAAGGCGGCUUUCGUACCGGAUGCUCUUCUACUCCAUUCUGUUCUUCACUUUUCUUCUCAGGUUCGCGUUUGUGAUGACUGCUGUGGACACCAUUGAUGGGGAAAGCAAGUGCUCCUCACUAGGUUGCUUGGGAAAAAGAUUAGGGCCAAAAAUAUUGGGAAGAAGAGAAUCAAGGGUCCCAGAAGUAAUAUACCAAAUAUUAGAAGAACCCAUCGGCAAGCAUGAAUUACAAGGAAGAUCUGAUAUUCCUCAGUCCUUAGACGAGUUUAUGGUUGAAAUAAAGGAUGGAAAAUUAGACGCAAGGACUUUCGCUGUCAAGCUCAGAGAAAUGGUCACACUUCUUGAGCAAAGAACCCGAAAUGCCAAAAUCCAAGAGUACUUAUACCGGCAUGUAGCGUCAAGCAGCAUACCUAAACAGCUUCACUGCCUAGCCUUGAGGUUAGCCAACGAGCACGCCUCCAACGCGGCUGCUCGCCUCCAGCUCCCUUCUGCUGAACUCGUCCCUGCCCUCGUUGACAACUCCUACUACCACUUUGUCCUCGCCUCAGACAAUGUGCUUGCCGCCUCUGUUGUUGCCACAUCCCUUGUUCGCAACUCAUUGCACCCUCACAAAGUUGUCCUCCACAUUAUCACAGACAGGAAGACAUAUUAUCCAAUGCAAGCAUGGUUUUCUCUGCAUUCGUUAUCACCUGCCAUAAUUGAGGUCAAGGCGCUGCACCAUUUCGAUUGGUUUACAAAGGGGAAGGUGCCGGUGUUGGAAGCAAUGGAGAAAGACCAAAGGGUGAGGUCGCAGUUUAGAGGCGGGUCCUCGGCCAUUGUGGCAAAUAAUACCGAGAAGCCUAAUGUUAUUGCAGCAAAGUUGCAGGCACUUAGUCCCAAGUACAACUCUCUGAUGAACCACAUCAGAAUACAUCUACCAGAGCUGUUUCCUAGUCUUAAUAAGAUAGUGUUCUUGGACGACGACAUAGUCGUUCAAACUGAUCUUUCACCGCUAUGGGAUAUCGAAAUGAAUGGAAAGGUCAAUGGAGCAGUUGAGACAUGCAAGGGAGAAGAUAACUUUGUGAUGUCGAAGCGGUUUAAGAGUUAUCUGAACUUCUCUCAUCCCUUGAUAUCUAAGAAUUUCAACCCCAAGACAUGUGCCUGGGCUUAUGGCAUGAACAUCUUCGACCUAGAUGCUUGGAGAAAAACCAACAUAAGCCUCACGUACCACCAUUGGCUUGAACAGAACUUGAAAUCAGACCUGAGCCUUUGGCAGCUAGGAACGUUGCCCCCCGGCCUAAUAGCAUUCCACGGGCAUGUCCAUGUUAUCGAUCCAUUCUGGCACAUGUUGGGACUGGGAUAUCAGGAAAACACAAGUUCUGCCGAUGUUAAGAGUGCCGGUGUCAUCCAUUUCAACGGGAGAGCAAAGCCCUGGCUAGAUAUUGCAUUUCCAAAACUUCGGCCAUUUUGGGCAAAAUAUGUCAAUUUCUCAGAUAAAUUCAUCAAGGGCUGUCAUAUCACGGCAACCUAAGUUGGAUUUUCAGAGGAAUAUAUCGAAAAUGUUGAUGAUAAGAGUGUAUUGUAUAUGAGGCAAAGGAAAAUGAGAGAGAGUUCUUCCCCAAUUCACGGCGUUCAAUACUUAAAUGCAAGAUGAAAAAACAGCAGGGGCCUCUGAUACGCGGAACUCGCUUCCCUCAGUGCACAUUCCUUCACCUAUCACUCUGUAUUCUUCUUUCCUUUUUCCCCUUACACGGUGAUUAGAACUUCCGAUCGUACAGUUUUGUUUAACGACUAUAUGUUAGAAGUAGUACAUGCAAUAAAAUACAAGACCACAUACUUCAUAAGAUUCAAA
Molecule: messenger RNA, 2054 nt
Organism: Pyrus x bretschneideri (Chinese white pear)
Lineage: Eukaryota; Viridiplantae; Streptophyta; Magnoliopsida; Rosales; Rosaceae
Product: probable galacturonosyltransferase 12
Exons: 6
Coding region: 135-1733 (532 amino acids)
Molecular function (GO): polygalacturonate 4-alpha-galacturonosyltransferase activity
Source: RefSeq, a predicted model, not a curated record